Messenger RNA from Drosophila gunungcola (fruit fly), 1630 nucleotides. It is a transcript of the gene betaTub65B, whose product is annotated as beta-Tubulin at 65B. Gene Ontology annotation, molecular function: GTP binding; structural constituent of cytoskeleton; GTPase activity. Lineage: Eukaryota; Metazoa; Arthropoda; Insecta; Diptera; Drosophilidae. Gene Ontology annotation, cellular component: microtubule; cytoplasm. The record is from RefSeq and is a predicted model, not a curated record. Gene Ontology annotation, biological process: mitotic cell cycle; microtubule cytoskeleton organization.
UCUAGGGGGCCUGGAGAAGUUAAGCCCCACGAAACUGAGCGUCAGAUCGGCCAAACAAGGAUUAAGAUUCAAAAUGCGGGAGAUUGUGACCCUUCAGAUCGGUGGAGCCGGCAAUGCUAUAGGUGAUUCGUUUUGGCAUGUUAUCUCCCAUGAACAUGGUGUGGAUUAUCCCUCGGGAAGAUUUGGGGGCAACAGUCCCCUCCAGCUCGAGCGGAUCAAUGUGUUCUUCAACGCCACAGCCAGCAAAAGGUUUUAUGCACGCGCAAUACUCAUCGAUACUGAGGCCAGUACCGUCCAACGCUUAAACUUUAGCAGUCAGCUUUAUAGGCCGGAAAACUUUGUGGUCGGUUUGGAAAGUGCAGGGAAUAACUUUGCCCGUGGCUAUCACACAGACGGGGCCGCCAUCCUGGAGCAGGUACUGGAUAACACCCGGCGGGAAGUGGAAUCGGUGGAUUCGCUGCAGGGCUUCCAGUUGCUUCACUCGAUUGCAGGAGGGACUGGGUCCGGCUUGACUUCUCUCAUCAUGGAGGCCCUGGUGGAAAAGUAUCCUGACAAUUUGCUCUGCAAUUUUGUGGCUAUUCCAUCGCCUAACAUGUCCCAGGUCGUAGUGGAGCCCUAUAAUGCACUGCUGAGUACCUCAGCAUUGGUAAACAGCUCUCAUUUGACAUUUGUCUUAGAACGAGGCGCUUUUCACAUUUGCAAGAGGAAUCUAAAGAUCAAGAUGUCCGGCUACGAGCAUAUAAACCACAUUGUGGCCCUGACCAUGUCGGGUAUAACCACUUGCUUGCGGUUUCCGGGGCAAUUAAAUGCCGGACUGCGGAAGGUUUAUGUAAAUAUGGUUCCUUUUCCUAGGUUACACUUUCUUAUACCGGGUUUUGCACCGCUAGUCUCAUGUAAGCAACAGCAAUUUAGCAAAGGCACCGUUUCGGAGCUGGUGCAGCAGAUCUUUUCCAGCAACAAUAUUUUGUGUAGCAUCGACCUGAGAAAGGGAAAACUCUUGACGGCGGCGGGUCUUUUCCGGGGCAGGAUGUCGCCGCAAGAAGUGGACCAACUAAUGACUGGUGUGAGGGACAAGAACAUCAAAUUUGUCGACUGGAUACCAAACAAUAUCAAAACGGCCAUUUGUGAUAUUCCUCCACGGGGUCUAAAAAUGUCAGCCACAUUUAUAGGUAACACCUCGGCGAUUCAGUCGCUCUUUCAGCGAUUACUGGAUGGUUCGAUGGCUAUGUUGCGGCGCAAGGCCCAUUUGCAUUGGUAUACCGGUGAGGGAAUGGAAGAGCAGGAGUUUCUCGAUGCCCAGCAGGAGCUGCAGGCUAUUAUCGAUGAUUACAAAAGCAGUGCCGAGGGCGAGAAUUUCGGUGGCGACAGCGGAAGAGGAGGCAUUGAGCGAAGCCCUGACGACUACGAAGAAAAGGCCGCCACCUCUGGUCACUGCUCCUUUUGCACCGAUUAGUCAACUGAUACAAAUUUACAUUGCCAUUUCCCUCCCAAAAAAGACAACAAAUAUCGGUUCCCAAAUUCAAAAGUGUCAUUCGUUGUAUUCGCAAGUCUUGGGUUUAGGAUCAUUACCCAUUUGAAUCCGCAAUUCUGAAUUAUGAGUGUAAAGAUAUUCAGGAUAUACCUUAAGUAA